Molecule: messenger RNA, 2266 nt
Organism: Misgurnus anguillicaudatus (oriental weatherfish)
Lineage: Eukaryota; Metazoa; Chordata; Actinopteri; Cypriniformes; Cobitidae
Source: RefSeq, a predicted model, not a curated record
GUGACUAAGUGGUACCUUUUCAAAACUUACACUUUUGUACCUAAAAGAACUGCUAAGGUACACUCUGGUAUCUUCGAGGUAUAUGUUUGUACCUAAGUGGUACAUAUUUGGACAUUUUGAAAAGGUACUGUCCCAUGUUCAACUUAUACAGUGUAGUAUUGGUCUAACUUCAGGAACAGAGCCGAGUUGGAAAAUUGAGGAUUAAAAUGCUAUGUAUUAACUGACCCUAGCUUUAUAUUUAUUUUCUGUCAUACUGGGAGGUUCCUGCUUGUGGAAUUAAAUAGGAGCGUUGGGCUUUUUCGUAGUCUGUGUUUGCAAUGUGUUACUGGGCAGUGUGUGGUUGCAGUUGGACCUUCAGGACCAGGAGUUUCAAUUGAUAUCGGAUUGACCGGACAGCAGAGUACUGAAACUAACAGCCAUACAAGAUGUACAUGAACUACAGACCCAUCAUUGGUAUUUUAGCCCAAGAAAAAUUGGAGGGUGACCCUCACGCGCAGGGAUCUUCUUAUAUCCAAGCAUCAUAUGUGAAACAUCUGGAGUCAGCUGGUGCCAGGGUUGUGCCAAUCCACAUAAAUCAAACAAAGGAGGAAUAUGUGAAACUCUUCAACUCGAUAAACGGUUUGUUGCUGCCUGGUGGGAAUGCAGACAUCGAGAAGUCUCAGUGUGCAAGAACUGCAAAGUUCCCUUUCAGUCGGUCACUACGACGUCACGUCGCGAAUGAUUAUUUCCCGAUCUGGGGAACCUGUCAGGGUUUUCAUCAGCUCACAGUCCUGACCAGCAACAAGAACCUGCUGACACUGACCGACACCAAAGCCGUCGCUUUACCUCUGAUCUUCACUCCAGGAUCACAAAACAGCAGGAUGUUCAAAAGGUUUCCAAUAGAUCUCCUUAAGUCUCUAGCAGAAGAAAACAUCACGUCUAAUUUCCAUAGUUGGGGUUUGUCACUACAGAAUUACAGCAGCAAUGCCAAACUAAAGCGUUUCUAUAGAGUCCUAACCACCAAUACAGACGGCAAGACGGAGUUCAUUUCUACAAUGGAGGCGUAUCGCUAUCCAUUCUACGGUGUACAGUGGCAUCCAGAGAAAAGUCCAUUUGAGUGGAUUGAGAAAGCCGGUAUGAUUCACACGCUCUCGGCCAUCAAAGCUGCUUUCUACACCGCACACUUCUUCGUCUCUGAAGCCAUGAAAAACCAUCAUCACUUUCCUUCGCAAAUCCAAGAAGAGAAAGCUCUUAUUAACAACCUGUAUCAGCCCGUCUUUAAUGGCCUUAAUAGCAUUUUCAUGCAGAAUUACUACUUUGAAUAAUAAGUGUUAUACAGUAUUCAUCAUGACCUGAAAGUCAGUGAUUUUAUUUUUUAGAUGUGACCAAACACUUUUUUUAAAUUAUUGAUUUUAGUUAUUUGUCUUACAAAACCUACUGGGCUUUAAAAAGAUUAAUAAGCACGCUGCUAUUUAUUUACGUUAUGUCCUAAUGUUACAUUUCUGCAUGAUUUAUAUGUGAAAACUACUAGAAUUGUCCUGACUAAAUGCAUCCGUGCAUAUUUUGUCCAAAUCUAAAGGCAGAUAUAUUUUUAUUGCCAUUUAUGUAAAGUUAAUCUCUUUGUACAGUACCAGGGCUAUACGAUCCAGUAUCAGUCUAUAUGCCACUGUUUAACACCAAACGCUGUGUGUGUAUAGCUUUUGUGUAUAGGCUGCUAGUGUACUCACUUGCUCUUGACUUACCCUCAGAUGGACAACAACAAUUAAAAACACAAAUAAACUAAGAAUAGGAAAAAAAAGUGUUCAAUUGUGGCAUAGAAAAUCCAGACCGCUCAAAUGAUAUAUAGGGGGCAGAAAACCUCCCAGACGAACCAUGGUAUCACAUUGGUGACACAUGAAAUUCUUAGAAAUUGUACAAAAAUAAAUUAAUGAAUAAAAUUAUUUUAAUUACUUAAAUAAAUGAGAGAUCAGAUCAACAAUCUCCUAUAAAGACUUCAUACAAGUAACACUGAAGACAUACAUUUAAGGGACACAUUUGUAGGCAUGUAAAUAUAAUUAAGUAAAUAAAUUGCAUGUUAAAUUAAGACAAUAUUCACUAUGUACCAUCUGUAUUUGCAUAUUUUAUUUACAUAGCACAAGGCAAAAACAUGCAAAAUGUGUUUUUUUCCUGAAGCUGGGAAUCACAGUUGGAAAUCAUUUAAGGUUUGAUGGUGUGCUUAGUUAACCCUACUGAAAAAUCCUGCAAAGACCAGCAUAAGCUGGUAGAUGGUUUUAGCUGGUUUAUGGUG